UGGAUGGUGGCAGAAUAUGGUUUAGAGAGAAGCUUCCCCUCAAUUUCUGACCUAAGCAAGCUCAACGGUUAAAUUCUACUAGCCUUCUGCUGGGGUAAGCGGACCUGCUCGCGCUCAGCUUAGGCAGAAAAGGAUACGUCGUCGUCGCCAAGAUGUCUUGAUUAUAUCGAUUACGUGUUGACAGACAUUAUUGACUGUCGCCUUGUUUUUCUUUGAGCGGUCUCUAUCUCCAAACGUCGCGAGCCCUUCGGAUGCCGGGUCAUGUCUGAUCCGUGUGUGACUUGAAAAUGGGUAUUAAAACCCAGAAUGUAAUCACCGUCGUGGCAUUAUCAUCAUCAUCAUCAUCAUCAAAACAAAAUCCUUCAGACAAUCUAUAUUAACCGCACAAUACUCUGCGCCGACUGCCCGAAAUCAAGCUCAUACAAUUAUAUUGCUCUUGCCGAUACCAUGGCGCCGAAACGCAUUUUCAUAACUGGUGCCAGUGGCUUCAUUGGUUCUGUGGUUGUCGAACAGGCUGUCAAGAAGGGAUAUGAGGUCCACGCAUUGUCCCGAACGGAAACCAGCGAUGCCAAGCUCAAGGCGCAAGGUGCAAUUCCCGUCCGGGGCGGCCUCGAGUCCUACGAUGUGCUACGCGAGCAGAGUGCCCAGGCCGACAUUGUCCUGCAUCUUGCUGAUCCCUUUGCGCGCGACUUUACCAUGGACUACGCUGAGGUGAUGCGCAUUGACCACGCCGCUGUAGAUGCCAUUGGGGCGGGGCUUGAGGGAAGCCACAAGCCUCUGGUCAUCGCGUCGGGGUCGUUGACUGCAGGGCCCACCGGUGAUGUUACUACUGAAGAGUCGCCUCCGCCGGAAAAGCCUCUGAAUGGCCGCCUCCAGUCCGAACAGCACGCUCUCAAGCUGGCCAACCGGGGCGUCACGACUUCUGCAGUUCGACUCGCCCCGUUCGUCUAUGGACGUGGUGGAAGUGGUGUAAUGCAUCUAAUGGCCAUGUCUGCCAAAUCUGGAGAGGUCUUUUACGUCGACGACGGGUCUCUGAAGACAUCCAGUGUGCAUGUCGACGAUGCUGCCGCUCUGUUCCUUCUCGCAGCCGAAAAGGCCAAAGCUGGUGAGGUCUUCAACGGCACCUCAGCUCAUAAUACCACCUUCCGGGAGCUCUCCGAGGCCGUCGGUUCUGUUCUCCAGCUUCCCGUCAAGCCCCUCUCCUUUGAGGAGACCCUGACCACUAAGGGCGAGUUUUUGGCACGCUUCCUCACUGCGGAAAACCAGGCAUCCGGCGCAAAGGCGAAACGUGUUCUGGGAUGGAAUCCCGAGGGGCCGAGUAUUCUUGAUGACAUCAAAACGGGAUCGUAUGUGGCUUUAGCUGAAGGGUUAAAGAAGGGUGCUGCUUGAAUUCUCUGUACUUGCAAUUUGAGCUAAUUGAAUCGGAUCAUUAUAAUCUUAUAAUAAAUCUCCCCUCA
This is a messenger RNA of Xylona heveae TC161, 1457 nucleotides long. Its product is annotated as putative NAD dependent epimerase/dehydratase. The transcript has a single exon. The record is from RefSeq and is a predicted model, not a curated record. NCBI's taxonomy places the organism in Eukaryota, Fungi, Ascomycota, Xylonomycetes, Xylonales, Xylonaceae. The coding region runs from base 448 to 1389 and encodes 313 amino acids.